Molecule: messenger RNA, 772 nt
Organism: Linum tenue
Lineage: Eukaryota; Viridiplantae; Streptophyta; Magnoliopsida; Malpighiales; Linaceae
Source: the annotation of a GenBank genome assembly
UAUUGCCAACUGGCAAAUAUAUAAACCAGUACCCUUCUCUCACCCUAUAAAGACCAGCCAUUGCCACACUCCUUUCCUCUCUACAUCAUCACCACCACACAAGCCAUAGUCUUCUCCGCCGUUGACUCCAUCACCGGAAAACUAAAGCUAGCUAGUAACUAUAUAUAUACCGGCGGUCCACAGUAGUAAUGUCGUCGGGCAGAGGUUCGUCGGGCGUUUGGACGGCGAAGCAGAACAAGGCGUUCGAGAGGGCGCUGGCGGUGUACGACAAGGACACCCCCGACCGGUGGUCCAACGUGGCCAAGGCCGUCGGCGGGAACAAGACCGCCGACGACGUGAAGCGGCACUACGACCUCCUCGUCGACGACGUCAACUUCAUCGAGUCGCCUCACUUCCCUUUCCCCUCAAAUCUCUACACCAACUCCAACUACAACGGCAAUAAUAUUGCUUCCUCCGGCGGCCAGCUCAACCUCAACCUCCUGAUCUCCGACGAAGAGAUAAAGAGGAUGAGGAACAUGAAGCUCCAAUGAUGAGGUAGCUUUUGGGAUGAAGCAUGAAUGAAGUAUUAAUGGUGAUGUGGAUCAUCAUCAUCAUCACCACCACAAGAGCAAUAUAAUAAGUGCAAUCCAUUAUACAUAUUAUUGCAUGCACCUUCUUCUUCUUCUUCUUCAUUAUCUCCUCCCAUCUAUCUACAUGUAGCUAUUAGUGUCUUAGUAACCAAGAAGCCAUCUAGUUUUAUGAAUCUCUUUUGGUUCCUUUUGUGGUUCAUUUU